Geodia barretti is the source of this 3614-nucleotide messenger RNA. The record is from the annotation of a GenBank genome assembly. Lineage: Eukaryota; Metazoa; Porifera; Demospongiae; Tetractinellida; Geodiidae.
AUUCCACCGUGUAAUUGCCCGUGUCGGACCCCUCGCAUUCCACCGGUAGCUGCUGAAAGGGCCUCGAGUUCCGUAGCCAAUAUAGCGAAGGGAGUGGCAACUAACCAAAUUCUUCCAGUGCUGCUGAAAACGGACUGAAGAUCAGAAUGUUUGGUGCGUUUAUCCAGUACCUCUCCGGUGUAUUUGGCAUGCCGGAGGACCAGAUCAAACUGGUGACCCUGUUGGUGGCGGGGUACCCCCUGGCGUUGGUGCUGCGUUACAUCCUCCACCCCUCGUCGACCUCUCUCCAUGUCAGACAUCUCUUCUCAUCUCUCUCUGGUCUCGCCAUCGCCGCCCUCUUCUAUGGCUGGCAGGUGUUAGCUCUGGUGGGACUUGUAGCAGUUGGAUACAUCAUCCUUCUUGUGGCACCACCACAGACUGUCCAUAGGUGGAGUAUGGGAUGGGCUGUAUUAUUCUUGAGUGCUGGCAACAUCUUAUCCGACUAUUACGUAGGGAGUUCGAAUAUUCGUUGGACAAUGAUGAUAAUGAUUCAAAAGCUUACUUAUGUAGGGUUUAGUUUAUAUGAUGGAAUGGGAGGCAAUAGUAAGCCUCUGAAUAAAGACCAGGAGAAGCAGAAACUGACCUCUGUGCCGUCAGUCCUGGAGUACAUGAGCUACUGUUUCAACUUCCACAGUGUACUAGUUGGACCCUCAGUCACUAUGAGGGAGCAUCUGGACUUCAUGGAUGGCUCCAACUUCCGUGUAGCCUCUCCUACCAGUAGCCAACAGUCAUCGUCCACUGAAUAUGCCAAAGAGCCGUCGGCUUUGUAUCCAGUGUUGUCAAAGUUACUGCUGUCCAUCUUCUUUGUCGCUCUCUAUACCUUAUUGGCAGACCACAAGACACCUCUUCCCAUAGAUCCCUCCAUGAACAUAUUUGUGAAGAUGGCAUAUUUCUGUCUGGCAUGCUUCGUUAUCCGCAGUCAGUUACAUUUUGCUUUCCAUGUCAACGACAGCAUCAGCAAUGUGGCUGGGCUGGGGUUCGAGGGUUACGACGAACAAAACAGACCCAAGUGGGGGCUGGCUUCUGAUGUUGAUGCAGUAGGUGUGGAGUUUUCUAUGAAUGCGAGAAACACUCUCAACUUAUGGCACAUAACUGCCUCACGAUGGAUAAGAAGAGUGGUUUAUGAGAGAGUGUCAUGGAGUCCAACUCUGGCCAGUUUCUUGUUUUCUGCCUGGUGGCACGGCUUCCAUCCUGGAUACUAUCUCGGUUUUCUCUCUCUCGGCUUGUCCGUUAUGGCAGCCAAGAAGAUGAGGAGGUGGUGUAACCCAUUCUUCACUAGUCGUGGUCCAGUGUUGAAGUGGACCUACCACAUAGCCACGUGGGUCCUCACUCAGCUGUUUGUAGGGCCUAUGGUGGUGUAGCAGUGGACCUCAGGUUGUUCUCUGACGUCAUGGUCUUCUGGAGUCACUUCUACUUUGUCCCAACUGCUGCUCUACUGGUGCUGCUGUUGGUACCAUCCAGACAGUCUCAGAGACAAAAGGACUCACAUGACGUGAAUGGAGCUACGCCUAAAUCUGCGAAACAAGACUGAUAUACUCCUUAUUGGACGAUAAUGCUGCACUUUCCACCCUUGGUUUUGCAUAAUUGUAGUUGAUGCGAGCCCAAGGAGCAAAAAAACACGAUGGAGAGGAGAUGAUGCAUCGUCGUUGAGUAAGCGCGCAUGCGCACGUAAUAUUACGUCAUUAUUAUCAAUUGCGAGGACGAAGUGUGACUUUACUCGUUUGGCGUGUGAGCAGCUAGCUAGGAACUGAGGGUAGAGAUCGGGAGGGUCAUGUCGGAGGACGAGAUGUCAGACAGAAAGCCGGACGUAGGGGCCGGCAUGGACAGGAACUCGAGUCCGGAGUGUACAACUCAGAAUUCAGACGAUGGUGAUGGUGGUCGCAGUCCAGUUGCCAGAGGACGAGAUAAAGCCCGCAAGUAUGGUGCACUGUCUCGGAGCCAUUCCAGAUCCCGGUCUCGGUCCCAUUCCAAUUCCAAAAGGCGUCGCCGGUCGUACUCGCGGUCCUAUUCCAGAUCCUGCUCUCAGAGUCCUCGGAGGAGGCACCAUCGCCACAGACACAGAUGUCACCACUACCACUCCUACUCCCGCUCUCGCAGUCGGUCCUACUCUCCCCACUCGUCUCGAAGACGUCACCACCGCCGCAAGCACCAUCGCUCAAAGUCCAACUCUCGCUCCCGAUCACCUCUCUCCAAUAGAAAGAGACACGAUGGAAACAGAUUCAACCCUAGUCCCAGUGAUGUCUUGGGUGUGUUUGGUCUCAGUCUCUACACGUCUGAGAAAGAUCUGAAGGAGAUAUUUGGUAGAUACGGAGAACUCAAACAUGUCAACAUUGUCUAUGAUCACCUGACUGGCAGGUCUCGAGGGUUUGGGUUCGUGUACUUUGAUGACGCCGAGGAUGCAGCGGAUGCGAAGGAGAAUUGUAAUGGUCUGGAGUUGGACGGUCGGAGGAUCAGGGUAGAUUUCUCCAUCACCAAGAGAGCCCAUACUCCAACCCCCGGGGUAUACAUGGGUCGACCCACACGGCCUCACGAUGACGAACGUGUUGAUCGAGAUGAUCGCUAUGACGACCGGAGCUAUGAGCGGUCCGGUUACGAUAGGGGCUACGACCGAGAAUACGGUCGCGGUGGUAACCCGUACAUUGACUACUGAUUAGAGGGUCGCCCCACACCUUAUGACCUGCCACUUUACUAGGUCACGUCUUUUUGUCUGCAUAUCUUUAGUAUGUAGCACUCCUUCAUACGCUCCUUUAUCAACCAAAAGACACCAUUCAUACAAUAUCUUUACAAAUUUUGCUACCGUACAUGUUAUCUAGUUAGGCGUUGCAGUUUAGUCAUUUGCCUCUUCACCCAUAUGAACACUAGUAUCUACCUAAAGCUUUGUUGAUCGUUCCUAAUGUAUUGUGGGGAACAUACAUUGUACGGUUGUAUGUGCCUGUGUAUUGUACUAGCUAUCACAGUUUGUGUUCUUUGCUUUUUCUCAGCUGAAGAAGCUGUAAAUUUGAAGAUAAUGAAGUUGUUUUGAUGCAUGAAGAUCGAAGAUUGCGUAGAUGUGUAGGGAAGAGAGAAGAGUGUCCAGUUGGUGUAUGAAGACAGCCACACAUGUGCAAGUUAUGUGUGAGGGGCUUUAAUUAGAGUUAGUGUACCCACGUGCUCUAUGUACGUGUGGAGACUGUACUGUACAUGCAUCUAGUAAUACGUAGGUAUAUAGUUCCAGUGAGCACCAUUUGCGGACUUGAAUAUAAUCUCCACACAACCUGUUUUCCAACUAUUUUUGUUUGUGUUUGCAUGAAAGUAUUAUGCAACGGAAAUUUGACAGGUCACUUUGACUGCAUGGUUACUCAACUUUAUGCCGUCAUCGACAAAGUCUUGCGCUAUUGAAGAGUGCUGAAUGCAUUAUGCUCAUAGCUAAGACACUGAAAGUGGAGUCAGCCAGUGGCGAGGGUUGUUGGUGGUGAUAGACGCGAUAGUUCCUUGGUCUAUUCCCCUGUCCAUCAUCUUGGGCACCACGUGCUCCAAGAGGUGGGUGUACCCAUGACCUCCGUACCUCCGCAGCUCGUGUCUACAGACGACAUCAU